UCAAGUCUGUAUAAAAUGGGUACUCGGGUGGAAUUGACGACCAGAGGGAGUUGGGAGAAGAAAGGCCGGGCUACAGAGUUUUCCAUUUCCUAUUCUCAGAUCGCCUUUGCUCUCUCCCCCUCCUCUCCCUCCCCAAUGGAAGGCCGAGAGGGUCCCACCUCCCCCUCCCACUCCCACUCGGACCCACCGUCUCCGCCCCGAGAUCUUGAUCCUGACUUCACACCUGUUGGAUCCCCAGACCACGACCUCCACAUUCCCGAGAUCCACGCACUUCCCUCCGAUGAAGAUCACGACCACGAUCACGGUAAAGCUCCAGAUCAUCCGGGUGGGGCUGCCGUCCUCACUGAUGAUCUCAAGCAUAAGAUCAUUAAGCAGGUAGAGUAUUAUUUCAGUGAUGAAAAUUUGUCAACUGAUAAGUAUAUGUUGGGCUUUAUUAAGAAGAACAAGGAAGGUUUUGUCCCUAUGGCAGUUAUUGGUUCUUUUAGGAAAAUGAAAAAGCUCACCCGAGAUUAUUCAUUAAUAGCAACUGCACUGAGGGAGUCUUCCUUCCUUGUAGUGAGUUCAAAUGGGAAAAAAGUCAAGCGACUCCACCCCCUUCCAUCCACUGAGGUUAGGGAUCCAAAGUUAUUCACUGUUUUGGUAGAAAAUCUACCAGAGGAUCAUUCAGUAGAGAACAUUCAGAGGAUAUUUGGUGAAGCUGGAAGUAUAAAGAAUAUAUGCAUCCGUGACCCUCAUGCUGUAGAGGAGUUGACUAAAGUCAGCAAGCCUGAAAUGCUGAUCAGUAGUAAGUUACAUGUUCUGGUGGAGUACGAGACUGUGGAGGCUGCUGAGAAGGCUGUGGCUACUUUGAACGAUGAGAUGGACUGGAGAAAUGGCAUGCGGGUCAAGCUUCUUAAGCGAGUGGUCAAGUAUGGUCAGAGAAAAAAUGCAUGGAGGGGAUCUGAUUCAGAGAAGAAUAGCACUAGUCGAGGAUCUGAUCAUACAGGAGAUGAGGAAAAUCAUAACUUGAGUGAGCAUCAUGAUGAUACACCUGAUGAAGAGGAUGGGGAACAUCUAUUGAAGGAGAAAAUUGGGCAAAGAGGUCAUAAUCGAGGAAGAUCGAGAAGGCACAAUUACCGUGGAAUCAAUGGGCUAGGCCACGGAAGUACUUCCUCUACUCAUGCCAUUGAAGCCUCAAAACCACCUCCUGGCCCGAGAAUGCCUGAUGGAACUAGGGGAUUCACAUUGGGGCGUGGUCGGCCUCCCAUUUCCAACCAAAGUUAAAGAAACUGUUCAGCCCACGUUCACUGCUUCUGCUUUGACAUGGUGUGAAUAGAUGCAUCUAUUUUUCUUUCUUACGGAUAUCAGACCUAGCAGGUUUGUUUGGGAUAUUAUCAAAGCAAAUCUGGAGAUCCAAAAGGACACACAUACUUCCUUACUUUGGAACUGGAACAUACUGGAUAAGUGAUUAUAGAGGGUGGAUGAUUGCCAUACAACCUGCCACAUUCAGUAUUGAACGUUUGAUGCAGACUACCAAAUGCGAAAUCUUCACCUGCUCGACACAAGUUGCUAACUAACUAGUCAGUCUCGAAGAAAAAUGUCGUUUGACCUGUUUCUUAACAAACAUUUAACGGUUUACUUCAUUUAUUUAUGGUCAUUAGAUAAAUUUUGUAGGCAAUUUUAUUUAUAAAAAAAAUAAAAUAAAAUUUUGUAGGCAAUUCGAUUUUC
Messenger RNA from Carya illinoinensis, 1707 nucleotides. RefSeq names its product la-related protein 6A. Lineage: Eukaryota; Viridiplantae; Streptophyta; Magnoliopsida; Fagales; Juglandaceae. The transcript is spliced from 12 exons. Gene Ontology annotation, molecular function: mRNA binding. Gene Ontology annotation, cellular component: nucleus. The coding region runs from base 16 to 1263 and encodes 415 amino acids. Gene Ontology annotation, biological process: RNA processing. The record is from RefSeq and is a predicted model, not a curated record.